Molecule: messenger RNA, 1826 nt
Organism: Phragmites australis (common reed)
Lineage: Eukaryota; Viridiplantae; Streptophyta; Magnoliopsida; Poales; Poaceae
Product: serine carboxypeptidase 1-like
Exons: 13
Coding region: 16-1575 (519 amino acids)
Biological process (GO): secondary metabolic process; proteolysis
Molecular function (GO): acyltransferase activity, transferring groups other than amino-acyl groups; serine-type carboxypeptidase activity
Source: RefSeq, a predicted model, not a curated record
UGAUUCGCUGCCUCCAUGCUGCCCGCUUUUGAGAGUGAAGUGGUGAUGUCUCAGCCAGUUGCUGCCAGUUCACCUAGCAGAUCAGCCAUGGCCUCCUCUCCCUUCCUCUUUGUCCUCCUCCUCGUCGCGCCGCCGCUCCUCUCCCCGCUCGCCGCCGCAGCUCCACAGAGCCACCUCGUGACCGGACUUCCGGGCUUCCAUGGCGCCAGCUUCCCUUCCAAGCACUAUUCCGGGUACGUCACCGUGGACGAGGCCAGCGAGAAGAGCCUCUUCUACUACCUCGUGCUCUCCGAGCGCGACCCGGCCGCCGACCCCGUCGUGGUCUGGCUCAACGGGGGGCCGGGGUGCUCCAGCUUCGAUGGAUUCGUCUACGAGAACGGCCCCUUCAAUUUCGAGCCCGGGAGCGCGCCGGGCGGCCUGCCCAAGCUGCAGCUCAACCCCUACAGCUGGUCAAAGGUCUCAAACAUCAUGUACCUGGACUCUCCUGCUGGUGUCGGGAUGUCGUACUCGUUGAACAAAUCGGAUUACACAACAGGUGACCUGAAAACCGCAGCUGAUGCGCACAAGUUCCUUUUGAUGUGGUUUGAGUUAUACCCCGAGUUUCAGUCGAAUCCGUUUUAUAUUUCCGGGGAGUCAUAUGCGGGGAUAUACAUCCCCACAAUCGCUGAUGAAGUUGUCAAAGGGAUAGAAAAAGGUGUGGAGCCAAGAAUCAACUUCAAGGGCUAUCUAAUUGGCAAUGCAGCAACUGAUGUAGACUACGAUUUCAAUUCCUUUGUGCCAUUCGCACAUGGAAUGGGCCUCAUCUCAACUGACAUGUAUGAGGAUGUCAAAACUACUUGCCGUGGGACAUUCUUUGGAUACGUAGAUAAUCUGUGCCAAGAGAAGAUAGAUAGAGUGCACUGGGAACUGAAAGACCUGAACACGUACAACAUCCUUGCACCUUGCUACCAUCAUCCUGAAAUGCAAGAGGUAGAGUUCAUCAACAGCAGCUUGCCGUUGAGUUUUAGAAGGCUAGGAGAGACAGAGAGGCCAUUUCCGGUGAGGAAGCGAAUGGCGGGGCGUUCUUGGCCCCUCCGUGCUGCUUUGAGGGAUGGACGCGUUCCGAUGUGGCCAGGUCUUGGUGGUAGAUCACUUCCCUGCACGAGUGAUGAACUUGCUACUAUAUGGCUGGAUGAUGAAGAUGUCAGAUCUGCAAUUCAUGCCAAACCGAAAAGCUUAAUUGGAUCAUGGGAACUGAAUACCGCAAGAAUAGACUUCACUCAUGAUACUGGAACGAUGAUCAGCUAUCACAAGAAGUUCACAGCCUUGGGAUAUCGUGUGCUAAUUUACAGUGGAGACCAUGAUCUGUGUGUUCCUUUCUCGGGAACUGAAGCAUGGGUAAAAUCGAUAGGCUACCAAGUUGUUGAUAGAUGGCGGCCAUGGUACUUCGGAGAGCAAGUUGCUGGAUAUACAGAAGGUUAUGCUCACAAUCUCACCUUCCUCACAAUAAAGGGAGCUGGGCACGCUGUCCCUGAGUACAAGCCCAAGGAGGCGCUCGCGUUCUACAGUCGCUGGCUGGCAGGAGAAAAGUUCUAAGGCAAUCUGGAUUGCAACAGGAAAAAAAUUGCUGCAUAUUGGAUGCAAAAACACUUCUCAGUGCAAAAUGUUGGCAAAACAAGUCCAAUAAAGAAUCAGGGAGGCGCUAGCCUGAGACUGCCCGCAUUCUCCUGUUCUACAUUUGUAAUUCUAUUUCUGCUCGGCUGAAGAGAUUGUUUGGAUGGGCAAGUAUUGAGCUAUGUCCCAUCGGUUUGUGAGAUAAUUUAAACUAAUUUCCCUGCUGUUCUGAA